Penicillium cataractarum is the source of this 2637-nucleotide messenger RNA. RefSeq names its product putative regulatory protein Ral2. The record is from RefSeq and is a predicted model, not a curated record. The coding region runs from base 1 to 2637 and encodes 878 amino acids. Gene Ontology annotation, molecular function: protein binding. Gene Ontology annotation, biological process: cell redox homeostasis. NCBI's taxonomy places the organism in Eukaryota, Fungi, Ascomycota, Eurotiomycetes, Eurotiales, Aspergillaceae. The transcript has 2 exons. Gene Ontology annotation, cellular component: cytosol; mitochondrion.
AUGAUGUCCAGAAGCCAGUCGAGUCUGGGAUACUUGGAUGCUGCCCAGGAUCCCUCGGCGCAAGGCAUCUCCCCGUCUUUCCAGCAGCAAUCCUCCUCAGGCCCGAUCAACCUGUCUGGUCUGGUGUGUAAUGUGCGCCGAACAACCGGCAAGGAGCCUCACCCCCUGGUGGGCGCGACCACAACUAUCUUGGGCGACAAAUUAUACGUUUUUGGAGGCCGGAUUCUCUCUCGCAGUCGCCCACAACUCACAUCCGAUCUGUACGAACUGGACUUGAUUCGACGACACUGGACUAAGAUCGAGCCGACCGGUGAUGUCCCUCCAGCACGGUAUUUCCAUAGUGUAUGUGCGCUGGGUGAUAAUAAGCUGGUCUGCUAUGGAGGCAUGUCGCCUGCGCCGAGUACGCCCAAGGAUCCAUCCAAUCCUGGCGCUUCUGGGUCGGAAUCCCAGUCCGAAGUGGUGGUUAUGUCAGAUAUUCAUAUCUUCGACGUCCCUUCGCGGACAUGGACUCGGGUCGCGGCUCACGAGUCGCCGCAAGGACGAUAUGCACACUGCGCUACGAUCCUACCAUCUACGGCCUCGUUUACUUCGGCUAGUGCGCCGUUGUCAGCUAUCCACCACAACCCAGAGUCUACUACGCCGCACCAAGGCAGCAUUGGAGUCGAUAUUGAUGGGUUCGGUGGAGCGGAGAUGGUCGUUGUCGGUGGCCAAGACAGUUCCAACCAUUAUAUUGAACAGAUUAGUGUGUUCAAUCUUCGCAGUCUCAAGUGGACCAACACUAGUCCACUGGGACGCAGCUGUGGCGCAUAUCGUAGCGUGGUUGCACCCCUAGUUGGCAUGGACGUCUCGGAGGUAGGCUCAGCUGCGCCUGACCGUGAGACUCACGAGCCGAUCGAGGUAACCGAGUCACCUGGCUGUCCUAUGCUGAUCUACUCCAACUACAACUUCCUUGAUGUCAAAUUGGAGCUGCAGGUGCGCCUGCCGGACGGGCGCCUUGUCGAGCGACCGAUGCAGAGCCAGGCUUCUCCCCCGGGCUGCGCUUCCCCAACGCAGGAAUACGCACUCUGGGCUCUGGACCUCAAGACCUUGACCUGGGGACGUAUCGAUGCCGGUGGAUCAGUCUUUGGCCAUGGUAGCUGGAAUCGCGGUAUUCUCUGGCCACGCCGCAGCGCCUUUGUCAUUCUCGGACAUCGGAAGCGAAGCCUCGUCGAUGACUAUAAUCACCGGCGAAUCAACUUCUCGCACAUUUGCUUGGUUGAACUCGAGGCCUUUGGGCUGUAUAACAAUCCCUCACGGACUGCGUCUACGUCAGGAUAUAAAUCUUAUAGUUCCCCCUCAGUUCCUGCAUCUUUACAACAGAAGCUAUCCCAAUUGACGACUAGUGGCCGGCCUCUGUCCGCAACGUCGGAUGAAUUAGGCAAGCUGGCACUUUCAUUACAUGAAAUGUCAGAUAUGGAGCUACAGGCCGUGGGCGGAGAACGUAUUCCCGUGAACUCCCGUGUCCUGGCUCGCCGUUGGGGUCCAUACUUUAUCCAACUCCUUCGCGAGUCUUCUGAUGGCGGUGUUGCAGAGGCCGCCACCCUUCGUCCGGCUCUAAUGCAUCCUAGUCGAAACUCAAGCAUCACCAUUACCCCUUCAGUUGGACACAACAGCACCUACUCCAAUGCGACGACAUUAGUCAACCCUACUGUCCCCUCCAAAGCACUUCUCGAGAACUUGGAGGCUCCCUCUGCCCAUAGCCUCGCGCCAACCUCGCGGCCGCGUGUGCUCUACCUUCCCCACACUAUCCUUACCCUCCAAGUGCUAGUCCAGUACCUCUAUACCUCAGCCCUCCCUCCCCCGGGCUCCUCCCUAUGCACUCCCCAAAUUCUCUGCUCCCUCCUCCAACUCGCUCGCCCAUACCAGAUAGACGGUCUACUGGAAGCGACUGUGGAACGUCUGCACCAAGUCCUUGACGGACGCAAUGCCGCAGCUGUCUUCAACGCUGCCGCCAUGGCCGCAGGCGGAGGUCGUGGCACUGGCUUCACCGGCGGUCUAGGUGGCACGCUGGAAGCCCUGAACGGAGCUCACAGCACCCGCAACGGCACUAUCCCCGGGAUGUCAGAGGGCGGCACAAACUCCCAACAGAGCGUGCUCCUAGCCUCCGAUUCCUCUGAUACAGAGCACGGUGGUAUCACCGCCCCAUCAGCUUCCAGCAGCGCCAACGACCUGACAAAUCCCUCUCGCGGGCUGCCAGCACUGCGCAUCGACACAAACCUGUCGCAGCCACGCAACCGCCAGCGUGGCCACCGCGAUCGCGAAGAUUCGAUCAGCAACCCUAGCACGGCAACGUCCGCGUCCAGCGCUAGCUUCAGCCAAUCCGACUCGGAGUUCGUCAGUGACAGCGAGAGCCGAUCAGCGUCCCGCGCACACCACCGCCGCGACACGGAUGCGGAGCUCCGUCCACAGCGCGAGAUUUGGACCGGCGAUUUGAGCAGCGUUAUCGGUUUGCAGAAGCGUGGCUUGCGCGGUCUGAUGGAGGGGCGGAGGAUGCGUGAGCGUAGCGCGAAACCGCCCAGCAUUAGCAGUGGUUCGACAUCCGUGCCUCCGUCCGCGGGGUCAGAUCACCAUCUGCCCAUGCAGGGGGUAGCUGGUUGA